AUGCAGAACAAAAUUCAAUCCAUCUUUACCUUCUCUGGGAAGAGACCAUCCGACUAUCAUACUUAUGCAUAUUUUAAACAAACCUUGCAUAUUGUAGAUCCUACCAUUCUCUCUCAAACUCUCCGAGAAGUGUUUUCAAACCAAUUAUCUGAUGAUGACUAUCUUCCUACCUUUCAGAUAUUGUGUUCUCAAGUUGAACAUUAUUUUCAUCAAUUCGAAGAAUGUAAAUAUUCUAUUCAUCGGGAACAAAAACAACAGUCAUAUCAUAGAGGCUACAAUCAAAAGAUGGAAUAUUUGAGUAGACAGUUGGAACAAUUGGAAGAACAAUGGAAAUUAAAUUAUUAUGUGAUCAAAAAAUCCAUCACGAACGAUCUCAAGGUGAGGAUGAAAACACAACAAAAUGAUGCUCUGAUUGGAAAUUUAUUAAAAUAUCUCACACAACAAAUUGUGGAUGAGAUUAAUAGAAGUUUUUCACUUCCAAUGUCGUCCUCUGACUCAUCCAAUGACGAAGACAGUGAAUUUGACCCUCCUCAAAAGAAGCGAAAAACAGCAAACGAAAUUUUUGAAUCGAAUAAUAUUUCGAUAAGAUACAUUCUGGAGAAGUUGGAGCUUCAUCCUCUUUGUCAAUUGUAUUUGGAUAUUAUUCGAUUUAUUUGUAGGCCAUCAGACAAGUCUGCCUCACAAUACAAGCUAGUUUCAGUCACAAUACCUGAUGGAUAUACGGGAAAUGGUAGUUUGUUGGAUUUUCUUCCAUCUCUUCAAAGCUUCCAACAAAAUUAUUCUCGACUUUUACAUUAUCUAAAUACUACUUCUAGUGACUUUCUUUAUGUUUGUAUGGCAUUGGAAAAUCCAUUUGUUGCUUUACCCAUGUCAUUCUCAACAGUACUAAUGAACAUUGAUAACUCAUUUCAAAAACUAGGAGACCAAAAACAAAAGAUAUUCCACACCGAUGUGUUCAAUUCACUUGCAAAAUUUAUUAAUCAUCAGUGCAAGAGAGAGUUAAUGGUACUGAACCACAUGUGCAUUAAGAUUCCAGACUUGCCAAAAGCACUAAUUUUUCCUUAUAUCUCCGAAUUGAUUUUUUCCAAUGACAAUACAUGGAAUGAAAGGAAAGAAAUAAUCGUCACGAUGUUGUUAUACAUGAUGAGUGAGUGUGAUGGAAUUCUUAAAGUUAUUUUACCAGAUUUGCUUGAACUUUCAAAAAAACAUAAGGCGGAAUUUUUAGAAUUCUUUAAUUUACUGCCAUAUUCAAAUAUUGAUCGACAUGGUUUAGGUCCAAUCCUUGAAAUAAUUAGCGAGCACUUACAACAGAUGAAAGAUUUUUCUUUUGAAUAUCUCGUAACUCUAAAGCGUUGGGAUGAGGAUUCCUCAAUUCCUCAAAACCUGAGAGAUAAGUGCCAUACCAUCCUCAACUAUACCGUUUCUAUACUCCAAGAAGACUUCAUUGGCUAUUCAUGCAAGCUACAAGAGUACAAUUACUCUUUAGACACCUUCCAUCAAACUUCUCCUCCUUUUAUUUAUAGAUUGAAUUCGCUUACAUUCUUGAACUCUCUUCACUCCAAAACAGAAGAAAUUAUUAGCUUUGUAUUAGAGUCUUCCAAUGUGAAAGAAUCUGUUUGGUUCUUCUUGAUAGAACUUUUAGGACUUUCAGGAGGAGAAACUAUUGCAUCAAAUAUUUUGCUUCACUUACUAACUAGUUAUUACUUUUCCAGAAGCUCAAACGACAGAAAUGGCAACGCUACAAUCUUAUUUCUUAAACUAUAUGAUUCAUUCUCCAAAAAUUAUGCCAUCUUUGAUGAACCUUUUAUUGAAAAAGUUUUAUGGAUAGUUUCCACCUCAAACAAUGCUGAAAAGACAUGUACUAUUAUCAGCAAUCUAUGUCUGUGGAUCAAUCUUUUGAAAGAUGUAGCUGACCAAGAAGUACAUUACAAACCGGUAAUAUUUUACAACUUUAUUACGAGCUGGCAAAUUCUGUAUCCUUUUCUCUUUAGAAAUAGUUCAAUUGUGCAAGACCUUCCUCUACGCCUUCUUGAAUCAUUUAUUUCAAUUCUUAAAUCAAGUACAAAAAUUGAAGACACCACCACGCAUACAACGCAUACAGCAGUUAUCACUAUACCUGAACUUACCGCUAACCAAUUAUCACAAGCACUUUUGGCAUACUACUUUUUCCUUUUGAAGCCAACCUUUACAACCAAACAUCAAAGAAGACAUCAAUUAAGAAGUAAGCAAAGAUUGACUCACGAUUUAAUACCAACCAUUAUAAUUGAGCCCGAGACUGAUGUAGCAAGCACUUUAUACUAUUAUUACUUUGUUUUGAUUGUAAUGGAAGGAAGAACUGACAUUAUUGAAAAAUGCAGAAAUGUUGUUAAGGAAAUUAUUUCUGUGCUAUGUUCUCGAUUCGAGCAAGUGGCAUGUUCUACGUUUGACUUUUCUUUGGAUCUAAUAUUUUGUAAUCAUAUGGAAUCCAGACUUCAUGCCACAAAUGUGUUCACAUCAUCUCAAGUGCAUGAACAAAUCAAUUAUCCAUUACUCCACCAGAAGGACGCUCUUUCAAUAAUUAAUUAUUUCUUUCCAGAGGAAACAUCUGUAUUUUCUAAAGUUCUAAGUAACGAUGAUAUCAAAGCUGAGGAUAAGAGUACCAUCAUCAAAUUAUUGUUUAAGAAUGUCGAAGAAGAGAACAUGAUUGAGUUGACUCACAUUUCAGAAACAACGCCACUUACUGCAAAAUCAGAUCAUCAGAACUUGGUCACUCAAUUGGUUCAACCCAAACACAAAAUGUCGAAAACGAAAACAGUCCUCGAAGAAAACUUGGCUAUCAGAACAAAAGGUGUUGUAUUUGUUAAUCCAACCAAUGUUCACAAAAAGUUGAAGAACAAGUCAUUCACACUGAAGAAAGACACAUAUUAUUUCGACAAACACAAUGAAGAGGUUGUGAAAUUGAACAAAUCUCACAUUUUGAGCCUCUUUUCAAAAUGUCUGUUUUCUCAAACAGAAGAGAAUAACAUUUCAUGCACACUUCAAUUAGGAAAGCAACUCAUGAAGAGAUUGAAAUUGCAAAAUCCAAUUCAAACAAUACCUCAAUUACUCGAAUCUCUUCCAAAGAAACCCAUGACAGAAAGAGAAAUUGUUAUUGACAAGAUGUUCCACAAAUUCCCAAUAAUUUAUAGCUUGAUUGAUUUCAUUUCUUUAGCAUAUCCAAGAAAAUUUAUUGAAAUUGAAAACAUGGAGACAACAUUGAUCAGUCUAUUGGCAAAUGUGAUUGGAGAAUGGAAUUUGAGAGUGCUAUCAAACAAUAAGGGUUUUGGAUCUUCAGAAAAUGACAAACAUCUAAUCAUGAAGACCAUUCAAAUUACAAACGUAUUAAUUCGUGCUGAAUUGGUGAUUGAACCAAUGGAUCUCGUUACUGAAAUAAUUCCACACGUUUCUCCAAAAGAAGCUGUCGAUAUGCUGAUGGAUGUGUUUAGAUGCAUGGGCAAAUUGAAAGCCAUAUCUAGUGGUGCGACAACGUCUUCUGGUAGUGUCUCCUCCACAACUCCACCAACAAGCACACCACCAACCUUCUCUGCAGAUACCUCUUCCACCACUCCUCCUACAGUCAGCAGCACGAGCGAAGAAUUUGACAUUGAGCCAUACAUGGCAAGUAUUAAGAAUGCUUUAAGAAAUCAUUUGGAUCAAUUUGCUCCAAUUUAUGCCAGGUUCACUUCUGCAUCCAAAUCUGUUGUUAUUGCAACAAACAGCCAAUCAAGUCAGCAGCAAUAA
This is a messenger RNA of Naegleria fowleri, 3759 nucleotides long. RefSeq lists its product as uncharacterized. The transcript has 3 exons. Bases 1 to 3759 code for a protein of 1252 amino acids. Gene Ontology annotation, biological process: snRNA 3'-end processing. Lineage: Eukaryota; Heterolobosea; Eutetramitea; Acrasida; Naegleriidae. Gene Ontology annotation, cellular component: integrator complex. The record is from RefSeq and is a predicted model, not a curated record.